Lagenorhynchus albirostris (white-beaked dolphin) is the source of this 1192-nucleotide messenger RNA. It is a transcript of the gene MRPL39, whose product is annotated as mitochondrial ribosomal protein L39. Gene Ontology annotation, cellular component: mitochondrion. The transcript has 9 exons. The coding region runs from base 92 to 1177 and encodes 361 amino acids. Lineage: Eukaryota; Metazoa; Chordata; Mammalia; Artiodactyla; Delphinidae. Gene Ontology annotation, molecular function: nucleotide binding; RNA binding. The record is from RefSeq and is a predicted model, not a curated record.
CGACGGAACCUGGGGUGCGCGCUCGGAGUUUCCGGGGAAGAAGACGGAGAAGGACUUGCGCGCGGAGGUUCCUAGCGCCGCGGAGGAGGCAAUGGCUGUGGGAGUCUGGGGCUUGCGGCUCUGGCGGGCCGCCCCCGGCGGCGGGGCCAGCUGGAGAUUUAUAGCGACAUCACCUGCUUCUCAACUGUCACCGACCGAACUGACAGAAAUGCAGAAUGAUCUCUUUAACAAAGAGAAAAACAGGCAGCUAUCAUUAACUCCCCGAACUGAGAAGAUUGAAGUUAAGCACGUUGGGAAAUUUGACCCUGGCACUGUCUUUGUCAUGAAUAAAAACAUCUCAACUCCUUAUAGCUGUGCCAUGCAUUUAAGUGAGUGGUACUGCAGGAAGUCCAUUCUGGCUCUUGUGGACGGACAGCCUUGGGACAUGUAUAAGCCUUUGACCAAGUCAUGUGAAAUUAAAUUUCUUACUUUCAAAGAUGAUGAUCCGGGAGAAGUCAAUAAGGCUUAUUGGCGUUCUUGUGCCAUGAUUAUGGGCUGUGUGAUAGAGAGGGCAUUCAAAGAUGAAUAUGUGGUCAGUUUGGUCAGAGCUCCAGAAGUUCCAGUAAUCACUGGAGCCUUCUGCUAUGAUGUAGUUUUGGAUAAGAGACUUGAUGAGUGGAUGCCAACAAAAGAGAACCUAUGUUCCUUCACCAAAGAUGCUCGUACUUUAAUUUAUAAGGAUCUUCCAUUUGAAACUCUGGAAGUUGAAGCAAAAGUGGCGUUAGAAAUAUUUCAACACAAUAAGUACAAAUUAGAUUUCAUAGAAGAGAAGUCAUCUCAGAACCCUGAGAGAAUAGUCAAGCUACACAGAUUUGGUGACUUCAUUGAUGUGAGUGAGGGCCCUCUUAUUCCAAGAACAAGUAUUUGUUUCCAGUACGAAGUGUCAGCGGUUCAUAAUCUUCAAGCCACCCAGUCGAGUCUUGUACGAAGAUUCCAGGGUCUCUCUUUACCUGUGCACUUAAGAGCACAUUUUACGAUAUGGAAUAAACUAUUGGAAAGGUCUCGGAAAAUGGUGUUUUUGACAACAGGUGAGUACAUUUCUAUGAAGAAAUUUUCCUUGAAAUUAAGCAACCACUACUACCACAACAACAAAAUAAUAAAGAAAAAAGAAAAGAGAAAGAAAGAAAAAAGUAAUUAGUUGUCUAAAUAGCUA